This is a messenger RNA of Fusarium fujikuroi IMI 58289, 471 nucleotides long. RefSeq lists its product as uncharacterized. The transcript is spliced from 2 exons. The record is from RefSeq and is a predicted model, not a curated record. The coding region runs from base 1 to 471 and encodes 156 amino acids. Lineage: Eukaryota; Fungi; Ascomycota; Sordariomycetes; Hypocreales; Nectriaceae.
AUGUCUAAACUCGUCCCUCUCACCGUCAUCAAGGGCGCCGGCCACGAAUUCAUCCCUCUGCCCCAGGGCGAGAACGCCACUGUGGCUGACUUCCAUACCAUCCGCACAAAGACCGAUGCACCCGCUCACAUCACAUCCGGCUUCUACAAGAUCGAGGCCGGCCCUGCUCGUCCUGCGCACUAUGACUUUGAGGAGAGCAAGUAUGUCUUGAGUGGUCAGAUUGACGUCUUGGACGAGGCUACUGGUAUCACUCAUCAUCUGGUUGCCGGUGAUUUUGCUUUCUUCCACGUUGGCUCCAAGGUCAAGGUCAGUACUCAUCCGCCCAUCCCGCUUCCAGGAGACGCAAUAUUGACGUAUAUGCAGUUCUCUACCCAAUCUCAGGGUUUUGCGUUCUACGCUGUCACUCGACCUGUUCGUGCGCCUCAUCCCAACCUCAAGGGUCGUGAGGAGGACACCAAGUCCCGUCUGUAA